Molecule: messenger RNA, 2576 nt
Organism: Capsaspora owczarzaki ATCC 30864
Lineage: Eukaryota; Filasterea; Ministeriida; Capsasporidae
Exons: 11
Coding region: 89-2434 (781 amino acids)
Biological process (GO): intracellular protein transport; vesicle-mediated transport
Cellular component (GO): trans-Golgi network
Molecular function (GO): small GTPase binding; phosphatidylinositol binding; ubiquitin binding
Source: RefSeq, a predicted model, not a curated record
ACGGAACCGAACAACAGCUCAGUCCCUCAGUUUGGCUCGCUUGUUUGGUUUUUUUGAAUUUUGAGGAAGCACGAGUAGCGCCAGCCACAUGUCUGAACUGGAUCCUGGCACGGUGGAGGCCAACAUGCGCGUCCUGCUUGCCAAGACGUGCGACUACAAGAACGAGCAGGAGGAUUGGGGCGCAAUCACUGACAUUAUCGACACGAUCAAGCGCGCGCAGCUCCCGACAGGACCCGUUGUCGCUGCAAACCUCAUCGUCGAAUACAUUCGCCUGCCCAACGCCAAGAUGGCUGGGUAUGCAUUGACCGUGCUUGAUGCGGCGCUCAAGAAUGGCGGCAUGCCGUUCCAGGAUGUUGUGGGCAAAUUCAAGUUCCUGAACGAGCUCGUCAAGCUCGUCUCCAAGAAGUAUGCCCCAAACACCCCAGAGCCUGUGCGAAAGCGCAUUCUGCAGCAUCUGCAAGAGUGGGCUCUGACGCUGCCCCACCAUCCCAAACUCAUGGAGGCGUAUCAAAUGCUGAAGAGCCAAGGCUUUGAGUUCCCUCUUGCGCCGAACGAAGGUGCCCCCGUCAUGCGGCCCGACUCGGAUUUCCUUGAAAAGGACCGCAGCAUGAUCAAGGCUAUGGACAACCGCCAAGUAAAAGAGCAUCUGGAUAAACUGCUCAAGAGCAAGGACAAGCGAGACAUCCAGCGCGCCAACAUUCUCAUCAAAGAGAUGUACAGCAAUGACAACAAGAUUGAGCAGCGUGACCGAAAGCUCCAGUCCGACCUCGAGCUUGUGCGCAACAACAUUCAUCUCUUCAACGAAAUGAUUGUGAACGCCACGGACGGCUCGCUUGCCACGAACGAUGUGAUUGUGGAUUUGCACACGUCGCUCACCAAAGUCUCUCCCCGCUUGGUCGGCUUGAUCGACAAGCUCACGGACAAGGAUCCCGAACUCGAGGAGGUGUUGCUGCUCAACGACUCGGUCAAUCGCGCACUGGAAAACUAUGGUCGUAUCCAGACUGGUCAGCCCGUGCAAAUGGUGUCUCAGGAUUUGCCGGCCGUGCCCUCGACCGCCGACCAGGUUGCUGCAGCCGGUGCCGCAGUUGCCAAGCAGUCGGACACGCUGAUCGACUUUGAUUUCUCCGCUUCUGCCGCCAGCACCGCCGCCCCUGCUCCGCGAAAGAGUGACGUCAGUCUGUUGGACGAGCAGCUGUUGGCGCUUGGACUCGAUGGCAUGCCAUCGCCAGCCGUUAACGCAGCACCUGCGGCUCCGACGGACGCUUCGUCCCUUGCUGGCCUGUCGUUCACUCCUGUCGCGCCCUCGUAUGGAUUUGCUGGCACCGCCAGUUUCCCCGCUAACGCGUUUGGAGGUGCACCCGCCGCCAAUCCGUUCGGCGCACCUUCGGCAUUUGGGGCGCCUGCUGCGUUCGGCGCUCCAGCCACCUUCGGCGCUCCAGCUGCAUUUGGAGCACCCGCAUUCGGUGUCGCACCACCCGCCAUCAACCAGUUUGGAGCACCCAUGGGCGGCUUCCCCCAACCACCGCAGUCGCAACCACAACAACCUCAUAUCCAGCAGCAGCCUUUCGGCGCGUUCGCAGCACCGGCCCCUGGGGGUCGCAGCAUUCCCCCUUCGGCCAUCAACGCAGCCAUGUUCGCUGAAGCGUCUGCCGCUCCUGCACCCGCACCCGCGCCUGCUUCUGUUCCUGCAGCGAAACCGGCCGCUCCGUCGUUCUUUGAUCCGUUUGCCGACUUUGCAACCAUCCCCAACUCUGCUGCCCCAGCUGCUGCUCCAGCUGCUGCAGUUCCCGCCAUGCUUUCGGCUGCUCCUGCUGCGGCCGCCACCUCGUCCCCUUCCUUUGGCGCACCCCUCGUGCCGUCCCCCUCCUCCCACGCAGCGCCAGUGUCAACGACAUCUACUUCGCUCGGCAUGUCGGACAUUGAUGCCCUCCUCGGCCUUGAUGCACCUGUGACCACCGCUGCUCCUGUCGCUGUAAUCUCCCCCGUUGCCGCCUCCCCCGUCGUUAGCAACGUGUCCGCCGCCCUUCCCAACAUUGACGACAUGCAGGUCUCCAUGGAGUCUGUGGAGCUAAGCAACACUCCUCCGUUGAACGUCUUUGACAAGAAUGGCCUGCGUGUCAUGUUCCAUUUCGCCAAGAACACGCCGCACCCCAAGGUGUACGUGGUCGUGCUCGUGUACUCAAACUCUCUUCCCUCCGCCAUGAGCAACUUUGUCUUCCAGGUGGCCGUGCCCAAGACCAUGAAAGCCCGCCUUCUUCCUGCGUCGGCCGAUGAGCUUCCCGCUUUCAACGUCCUCAAGGGCCCCUCGUCGGCGACCCAAAUUGUGCUCAUCUCAAAUUCCUCGGAUCAACCCGUCCGCGUCCGCUUCCGCAUCAACUAUACAUUGAAUGGCGCACCAAUCAGCGAGCAAGGCGAGGCGUCUGGAUUCCCUUAACUUUGAAAACUUGAACUGUUGCUUGGUUUGUGUGCUCUGAACGAAAACGAGGAAUUGUGCUGUUGUUUGUUUUUGUUUUGGUUGUUUCCCGAAUCAUACGCCUCCCUGUCUUUCUUGUUUCAACAUUUGUCGACCGUUUGUU